CCCUUUUUGCCCCUCGCUGAAGCCGCCAUGGCGCCCGUGAAGAAACCCGCAGCGAAGGGUGGCAAAAAAAAGAAGCAGGUGCUGAAGUUCACGCUGGACUGCACGCACCCGGUGGAGGAUGGCAUCAUGGACGCCGCCAACUUUGUGAGUGCUGGGGCUGCCCGGGGGGGGCUGCUGUGUGAGGCCCCUCUGCUCCUCUCGCUGCUCUGUGCGCUCCUCGGGCGCUCUGCACCGUUGCAUGACGGCCCAGAGCCUCAGUGUGCAUCGAGCAGUUUCUUGCAGGAGCGGAUCAAAGUGAAUGGGAAGGCUGGAAACCUGGGUGGUGGCGUGGUGACCAUCGAGAGGAGCAAGAGCAAGAUCACUGUUACUUCAGAGGUGCCCUUCUCCAAGAGGUACCUGAAGUACCUGACCAAGAAGUACCUGAAGAAGAACAAUCUCCGCGACUGGCUGCGCGUGGUGGCCAACAGCAAGGAGAGCUACGAGCUGCGCUACUUCCAGAUCAACCAGGACGAGGAGGAGGAGGAGGAGGAGGACUAAAGCGCACGCGGAGAUGGAAACGUUUUGUACAUUUUCCUGAAUAAAUUGUGGGAAAGAAUUGUUA
Gallus gallus (chicken) is the source of this 601-nucleotide messenger RNA. It is a transcript of the gene RPL22, whose product is annotated as ribosomal protein L22. Lineage: Eukaryota; Metazoa; Chordata; Aves; Galliformes; Phasianidae. The record is from RefSeq and is a predicted model, not a curated record. Gene Ontology annotation, biological process: cytoplasmic translation. Gene Ontology annotation, molecular function: RNA binding; structural constituent of ribosome. Gene Ontology annotation, cellular component: ribosome. The transcript is spliced from 4 exons. Bases 28 to 537 code for a protein of 169 amino acids.